AUGGCUGUGUGGUCUCUGUGGAGUCUGCUUCUCUGGGAAGCACUGCUUCCCAUGGCCAUCGCCAGUGCCCAAGUGCAGGGCCAGGUGGGCGGCUCAGCGCUGCUGGCGGCAGAUCACCCUCCCGGUUUCCAAGUCCGAGAGGCCAUCUGGAGAUCCCUCUGGCCUUCAGAGGAGCUCCUGGCCACGUUCUUCCGGGGCUCCCCAGAAACGCUGUACCACUCGCGCUUCCUGGGCCGAGCCCAGCUGCACAGCAACCUCAGCCUGGAGCUGCGCCCGCUGGAGCCUGGAGACAGCGGCAACUUCUCCGUGCUGCUAGUGGACAAGCAAGGUCGGGCCCGGAGCCAGACCCUGCAGCUCAAGGUGUACGAUGCAGUGCCCAGACCCGUGGUCAAAGUGUUCAUUGCUGUAUCAGGGGAAGCUCAGCCCCCCAAGACCUGCCAAGCGUUCCUGUCCUGCUGGGCUCCCAACAUCAGUGACAUAACCUAUAGCUGGCGACGGGAGGGAGCUGUGGACCCUGCUAUGGAGCCGGGUGGCCUCUUCACGGAUGGACAGGUGCUGAGAGUGUCACUGGGGCCGGGAGACAAAGGCGUGGCCUAUUCCUGCAUUGUCUCCAACCCCGUCAGCUGGGACCUGGCCACAGUCAUCCCCUGGGAGAGCUGCCACCGCCAGGCAGCUCCAGGGAGGGCCUCCUACAAAGACGUGCUGCUCGUGGUGGUGCCCGUCUUGCUGCUCCUGAUCCUGGCUGGUCUGUCUGCCUGGCACUGGGGCCCCUGGUCAGGGAAGAAGAAAAAGGAUGUCUGUGCUGAUGAAGUGGAUCAAGAGACAGAGAGCCCCCUCGUGUAG
Messenger RNA from Rangifer tarandus platyrhynchus (Svalbard reindeer), 843 nucleotides. Lineage: Eukaryota; Metazoa; Chordata; Mammalia; Artiodactyla; Cervidae. The record is from the annotation of a GenBank genome assembly.